Molecule: messenger RNA, 1999 nt
Organism: Culex pipiens pallens (northern house mosquito)
Lineage: Eukaryota; Metazoa; Arthropoda; Insecta; Diptera; Culicidae
Product: lachesin-like
Exons: 8
Coding region: 556-1767 (403 amino acids)
Cellular component (GO): neuron projection
Source: RefSeq, a predicted model, not a curated record
GUUCGGAACUCGACCUCGUGUGUGGGGAGACCUCCAGUUAGUCAGCACUAGCUUCAGUUCAGUGGAUAUUUGCACCGAAGUGAUUUCAAUUAGCUAUGCUGAUGAGGCUGGACAAUUGCUCCUGCUGCAGCUGCUGCUGCUUCUGUUAUUGUUGUUGGCCGGGAAAGUUCUCCGUCCACCUUCUGGUUCCGGUGGACUAAAUGCAUUUGUGUAGUUUUGUGGUGGUUCUGUUGACAAGUUUUCGGUUCCUGGCCGGUUCAUUAAAUCAAGUUCUGAAACAGAGAGAGCGAGUUCACGCCACGCCGCGUGAUGACGAAUUGAUGAUGGUGACACGUGGACCGACCGACCAACCUCGUUGAAGGUGUAAUUAAAAGAAAUAAUUAAACGGCCAGGCCAGGGAGUACGCGCGCGUAAUUUUGCCACCCUCCGUGUCCGUGUCCCCGAAUUUAAUUGCUGCGUCUUGGACGAAACCCCCCGCCGGAGUGACUGGCCUGGUGUCAAUCCGAGGGUAGUUAAACCGCAAGCAAAGUGGCGAUUAAGGAUACUUCAAACAGGAUGGCUACGACGAAGAAGGUGCUCCACGUGGUGGCGCUGCUGCUGGCCCAGUGCGUCGUUACCUGCGUGCAGAAGGAUGUUUCCGGGAUCGAUCCCAAGUUCAGCGCGCCGAUUUCGAACGUGACCGUUCCGGUGGGCCGGGAAGGCGUCAUGACGUGCACGGUGCAUGAUUUACACAAAUAUAAGGUUGCCUGGCUCAGGGUUGACACUCAAACGAUAUUGACCAUCGAGACGCUGGUCAUUACCAAAAGUGAGCGAGUUUCGAUAACACACACUGAGCAGCGAAUUUGGCAGCUAAGGAUCAAGGACAUUCAAGAGUCCGACAAGGGUUGGUACAUGUGCCAGAUCAAUACCGACCCGAUGAAAAGUCAAAUGGGAUACUUGGACGUUGUGGUCCCCCCGGACAUCCUGGACCACCAAACCAGCCAGGACCUCACCGUCCCAGAGGGCUUCAACGUGACGCUGACCUGCACCGCCAGUGGCGUACCCGAUCCGACCAUCCUGUGGAAGCGUGCCGGCGAGAAACCUCUUCCCCUUCUCCUGCCCGGGGAUGACCUCUUCGCAGGAAGUAAGCUCGUAACCGCCCACGAGGGGUCCGUGUUGAAUAUCUUCAACAUCCAGCGGGACAACGCCGGUGCGUACCAUUGCAUUGCGUCCAACGGAGUGUCCCCGACCGUCAGCAAGCGGAUCCUGGUCACGGUGGACUUCGCGCCAAUUGUGCGCGUUCCGGCCCGGCAGUACACGGCCGAAAUUGGCCAGAAUGUGACGCUGGAGUGCUUCGUCGAGUCCCACCCGGACCCGGUCACGUACUGGAUGCGGGGCAAGGGCGAGCUUAUACUGCCAGGUUCCACCGAGGUUAAGCACUUUGCCGAGCACGUGUACAAGGUGUCGAUGCACACCCAGAUCCACCUGCAGCGGAACAGCGACUUUGGCAUCUACAAGUGCGUGGCGAAAAACGGGCUCGGCAUCUCCGAGGACGCCAUCAAGAUCCAGAAGCGGAUAAGUAAAAUAACAAUCCAAGAUGAUCCACCCACAAUCGUGCUUGAUGAGCGACACGAAAAGAAACUUGGCAAGGCUGUCAGUCAAAAGAAUCAGUUUCGAGAGUUGGUUGUGCUGGCCAAAAACUCCGUUGAUUCUGGAGCUAGUGGACGUCACCCUGCAAUGGCUGUUACCCUUUUGGUGGGUUUUCUAUCUUGGAUGAUAUGCUCUUGACUGAUUCAAGUUAGACAGAGAUUGAUUAUUGUAAAGCAUAAGUCAUCAGACAUAUAAAUAUACGAUCCAUUUUUGACUAGUGAUGAUAAGGCCUCUAAAUUAAACCGCAAUUCGAAAUUAUACGAUCCAAAUUGUUGAAUACUAUAAAUAAUGCUUACUAGACUUACUAAAAUCUUACCAUACGCGCUAUUAAUUAAAGAAAUGAAGCUGUAAAUAUAAUUGUAAUUAGUAU